Molecule: messenger RNA, 4809 nt
Organism: Cryptomeria japonica (Japanese cedar)
Lineage: Eukaryota; Viridiplantae; Streptophyta; Pinopsida; Cupressales; Cupressaceae
Product: pre-mRNA-processing protein 40A
Exons: 30
Coding region: 192-3614 (1140 amino acids)
Biological process (GO): mRNA cis splicing, via spliceosome
Cellular component (GO): U1 snRNP; U2-type prespliceosome
Molecular function (GO): RNA binding; protein binding
Source: RefSeq, a predicted model, not a curated record
CCAUUCUCCGUAAGACAAAAAAUUCUGAGUGAGUCCUCUAUAAGUGAUUGGCCUAACCAAAUUUUCUACGAGCGGAAAACAAGAGGAGAGGGUUUGCAACACAAAAUCUUCACAGGUUGCGAGAUCGAGUCUCCAGUAGGCGCUCCUCGCAACUUUAUCUCUUGCUGUGAACUAUUAUAAUAUUGUUAUCAAUGGCAGCUAUUCCCCCUCCACAGCAGCAACAGGCUCAGCAGCAACAACAGCAGCAAGGUGAACCACAGAUGGCACCUUGGAUGAACGGGCCAAACGCAUUAGCUACUCCAUCAGUCUCUGGGCAUCCUUCUGGUCCUCAAGCUCACAUGGCAGGGAACCCUUCAUCAUCUGGACCACUGCCACCUCGACCCCCUGGUAUGAUAUCUUCAGGGCCUCAGAACUUUGGACCUCCGAUGCCAGUGCAACAGUUUAGACCAGGAGUAGCUCCACAGUCGAACCAGCAAUUUAUGAAUCCAGGUAGCCAACAGUUUCGGCCUGUAGCACAAGGCAUGCCACCACCAAACAUGUCUGUCCAACCACAGCCUGUUCAAUAUCCUCCACAGAUGCAGCAUAUGCCUCCACGCCCAGGGCAGCAACAUCAGGUGCCACCGUCAUCACAGGCUCCACCUAUGUCAUAUCUUCAGCAACCAAGGCCAAUGGUAACUGGGCCUUCUCAGUCCCAGCAAUCUCAGCAAUCAUCUCAGCCUGUGAAUAUGCCACCUCCACCAGGUUUGGGGGGCAUGGGAAUGCCACCAUCAUCAUCCUAUACGUUUGCUACAUCCUCUCCGUAUGGACAACCGCCAAAUUCAUUCAAUGCUAAUCCAGCCUAUCAACCUGUUUCUCAACCGCAACAUAUGCCAAUGGUGAAUCCUGGAACUCAGCAAUGGGGAUCUGCAGGUCAAAAUAGUGCUGUGCCACAAGCAGUACAAACAAACCAACAGGCAAUUUCUGCUUCUGGGGCUCCUGGACAACCUUUGAAUUCUAAUUCACAAAGUUCUUCUGAGUGGCAAGAACAUACUGCUGGAGAUGGAAGGAGAUACUAUUACAAUAAACGGACAAGGCAGUCUAGUUGGGAGAAACCUUUAGAAUUGAUGACACCAAUUGAGCGGGCAGAUGCAUCCACUGUCUGGAAAGAAUUCACGACCCCAGAAGGAAGAAAGUAUUAUUACAAUAAGGUUACAAAACAGUCCAAGUGGACAAUUCCAGAUGAUCUAAGGAUUGCUCGAGAGCAGGCAGAGAAAGCGGCAAAUCCAGUCACAAACUCUGAAGGAUCAUUAUCUAUGGCUCCGUCACCUGUUCCGGUUGCAGUAGUUUCUUCUCCAGCAAAAGCAUCUCCAAAUAUGUCUGUUGCCAGCGUCACUGUUACUCCCACGGUUUUAGCUCCAACAGGGCCUUCAACUGUUUCUGCAUCAGUUAUGCCUCUUAUGCCAACAAAUCCAGCUACUUUAAUGCCUUCUGUCAUUCCCACUGUUCCCACCUUGAUUGGAGCUGUCUCACCUGCUUUGGCUGCAUCUGUUCCUACAGCUACUCCGGCAGCUGUUAUCAUGCCAACAAUCACCGUGGCUUCAGCAUCCAUUACCAGUCCACCUCCUUCAGUUCCAUCAAAUACUGUUGUUCCUGUAACUACAGCACUGGCUGCAUCUACUGCAGUGCCUGUCGUCACUGUGGAAACUACCACUGCUACAAUUGACACAACAAUGUCAAAUAUUGGUGAUUCAAAGGAAGGAGGAACGGAUGAGACUUCUGCACAGGAUCAGGAGGAGGCUAAAAAGGCGACGGCAGUAACCGGAAAGGUUAAUGUAACUCCUUUAUCAGAAGAAAAAGCUGUUGAUGAGGAGCCUUUGACUUAUGCAAACAAAACAGAGGCAAAGAAUGCUUUUAAGGAACUUCUUGAGUCUGCCCAUGUUGAAUCUGAUUGGACGUGGGAGCAGGCUAUGCGGAUAAUCAUCAAUGAUAAGCGAUAUGGAGCUCUCAAAACCCUUGGGGAGCGAAAACAAGCGUUCAAUGAAUAUUUGGCCCAGCGUAAGAAGCAUGAGGCUGAAGAACGACGUAUACGGCAAAAAAGAGCUCGGGAAGAUUUUAUCAUUAUGUUGGAGGAGAGUAAGGAACUGACAUCGGCAACACGAUGGAGCAAGGCUGUCACUAUAUUUGAGAGUGAUGCAAGGUUUCAUGCAGUAGACCGAGGAAGAGAUAGAGAGGAGCUCUUUGAGGGCUAUCUACUUGAGUUGGAGAGAAAGGAACGGGAGAAGGCACGUGAGGAGCGAAAAAAGAAUAUUAUUGAGUAUAGGGCCUUUUUGGAGUCUUGCGAUUUCAUAAAGGCAAAUACUCAAUGGAGAAAAGUUCAAGAUAGGCUGGAGGAUGAUGAGAGAUGCUCAAGACUGGAUAAAAUUGACCGGUUGGAGAUUUUCCAGGAGUAUAUACGUGAUUUGGAGAAGGAAGAAGAAGAAGAACGAAAGAUUCAAAAGGAACAAUUGCGUCGAAAGGAACGUAAAAAUCGGGAUGAAUUUCGAAGGUUAAUGGAGGACCAUAAGGCCAGUGGCCUGCUUGCAGCAAAGACACACUGGCGUGAUUACUGUGCCAAGGUCAAGGACCAUCCUGCUUAUCUAGCUGUGGCCUCAAACACAUCUGGUUCGACGCCCAAGGAUUUGUUUGAAGAUGUUGCAGAAGAGAUGGAAAAGCAGUACCAGGAGGACAAAGCAAAUAUAAAAGAUGCUUUGAAGGCAGGAAAGUUCACAGUAACAUCAACAUGGACUCUUGACAAGUUCAAAGCCUCCAUUGGUGAAGUAUAUGAUUUGGCUGCUGCAUCGGAAACAAAUCUCAAGCUUGUGUUUGAAGAAGUGCUUGAACGGACAAGGGAAAAGGAAGAGAAAGAAGCAAAAAAGAGGCAAAGGCUGGCAGACGAUUUCACAGAUUUGCUUUAUUCUGUGAAGGAAAUCGUUGCUUCCUCAAAAUGGGAGGAUUGCAUACCUUUGCUUGAAGAUGCCCAAGAGUACAGGGCAAUUAGUGAUGAAAGCUUCCGUCGGGAGUUAUUUGAUGAGUAUGUUGCACACCUUCAAGAAAAGGUUAAGGAAAAGGAACGCAAACGAGAUGAAGAAAAGGCAAAAAAAGAGAAAGAGAAGGAGGAGAAAGAAAAGGAGAGGGAGAAAAGAAAGGAAAAAGAGAGGGAAAAGAGAGAGGAAAAAGAACGGGAAAAAAGAGAGAAGGAUAAAGAACGCGACCGUGAGAAGGGCAAGGAUAGGUCUAGAAAGGACAGAGAUUCUGCAAGUGAUAUUGUUGAUGUGGUAAGCAGUCAUGCACAGAAGGAGGAGCGGAAAAAGGACAAAGAAAGAGAAAAGGAAAAGGACAGGAAACAUAAGAAACGCCAUGCAAGUACUACUGAGGAUGUCAGCUCUGGAAAAGAAGAGAGAGAAGAGUCCAAAAAAUCUCGUAAGCACACUAGUGACAGAAAGAAGUCUUCUCGAAAGCAUGGAUACGAAUCUGGAUCAGAUAGUGAAACUAGGCAUAAGCGUCAUCGGAGAGAUCGGGAUGGAUCACGUAAGAAUGGUGCAUUAGAGGAGCUUGAGGAUGGAGAAGUCGGAGAGGAUGGUGAAAUUCGUGCCUGAAUUGUUACGUGGGAUUAUACGAUAUGUUAUAUUCUGUAUUUGGUAAGUUGGCUGCAAUCUACUUGUUGGCUGGUUUAAUUAUGUUGUGGAAUGAGUUAUGUUGAGAUUGAUCAUCUAUCAAAAUCAGUUAGAUGAUAAAAGGAUUAUGUAUCUUCUAAAUUGUCUGUUCAAUGCAAAAUUCUAACAGAAAAAUAUAUAUUUUAUGCUAUUACUAUUACAUUUGUAUUUAGAACAUUAAAGAGAUUUUUGUGUACAUGUUAUUUUAUAGUAUGGAUUUGCAUCUUUAUUUAAUGCAACUAUUCAGUUUCUUAUCCCUGUAUUUAUAUUGGAUUGAGAUUUGUCCUUUUUGAGUGUUAAUACUAGUAGAACUUAAUUCAUCAUAAAGCAGCCCUGUCAAAAUAGGGACGAGACAACAUUUGAGUACGAGCUAGAAAUCAAUGGAGCAAACUCGCGUUAUUUAGAGAUGCCUACAUUAUCAGUUCUCACCUGAGUUCAGGUAAGCAUGUCAUUAGCAUAGAAACUACAAUAACUCAUCUGCUAUACUAACUAUUUCUCGAAAACAACUUAUAUAUUAUUUCUGUUGUAUUAUUUUCAUUGGCGGUUGACUGAUGGUAUCAUAUUUCAAUUUUGUUAUCAAUUUUCUAUGUACAAAUUUGUUAGUUUGGAUUUAUAUGUAUAAAUAUGUUUUCUCAUGAUUGUUGUAGUAAUUACUGACAUUACAACAAUUAGCCGUAUUUACUAAUUUAAUUUUUACAAAUCCAAGUAAUACUAUCCAGGAUUGGAUUCCUGAAGUAUCCCCAAAGAUGAAAAUGGUAGGGAAUGAGUUCAAGAAGGUAUUUAGUGGCAUUAAGUUGGUUAUACACAAUUUCUAAGCAUUGCUUUUCUGUGCCCAAAAUUUGGCUUAUAUUCUCUUAGACAUUUUGUGGAUCCAAAUAUCAAUGAGGUUGACAUUAAUGUUAUGUAGAACCAAGUGAGGUAUGUUUCAGAUCAUGGAGCUGCCAGUGCAGCUCUAGAGUUAGUGUGUGGCUUCUGGUGAACCUGGGAAUUAAAAGCUUACAUUUCAUGGCAAGCCUGGGACCGUUGGAAUAUAGCACAUCUGAAGGUUAUAACUUUUGCACUGAUGUACAACUGUGACAGUAGAAAUUUUCUACUGGUUAUGCUUCCUAGAAUUGAAUAGAAUUUCAGUAUUCUUUGA